This is a messenger RNA of Ceratitis capitata (Mediterranean fruit fly), 6317 nucleotides long. RefSeq lists its product as uncharacterized. Gene Ontology annotation, biological process: synaptic vesicle transport; chemical synaptic transmission; axon extension. The transcript is spliced from 8 exons. Gene Ontology annotation, cellular component: axon; synapse; cytoplasm. Lineage: Eukaryota; Metazoa; Arthropoda; Insecta; Diptera; Tephritidae. The coding region runs from base 490 to 6150 and encodes 1886 amino acids. The record is from RefSeq and is a predicted model, not a curated record.
CCUCUGCAGUUGUAUGAUUUCAAAAAAGGUUAAACGGAUAUAAAUCAUUCAGUGAUAAACAUCUAAGCGUUUUUGGAAACUUAAUUUUAAUGUUAUUAUAAGCCUUAUUAGCAGCUAUAAUUGCAUUGUUUUAUGCAUUGUAAUUUACAGUCAAGUUCUCCGAAUAUAAUUUAUCGCCGUCGCUUUUCCAACGCUGAGGCUGUGUAGUUUUGGUGCACCGCUGAUAACAACAAAUUAACUUUUCAUUCUUUCAUUCCUCAACAAUUUUACUAUUUUGUUAUUUAUUUAUAAUAGCGAAAUAUGAUGACGGUUGUAAGAAAACAAGCAAAUAAACAAACUUAGAUGCUUAUCAGUAUAUCGAAAUCGAAAGAAAAUUCCAGUCAGCCAGUGAAACUUGCUAAACAAAGGAAACCGUUUAAGUGGGCCAAUGGCCAUGUAAUAAUUUAUUUCAACAAUCGAUUCUUUUGAAGAAAAUUUUUAAGCAACAAUAUGAGUGCGUCAGUUAAACGAGAUAAGUUGUUCAAAUCCUGGACAGGAAUUAGUGAAGUGGCACUUAUCAAAGAGGUUGCAACCAAAGGAGAAAACAUAGAUCUCUGUAUUGAGUAUUGGGCACGAAAACGUAAAUUGCCCCUACCAGAAUAUGAGCUCUUCUUUCAAGAUGUAGUACAAACAUAUGUGCAACGGUUGCUCACCGAACGCCUUGUUUGCAAAGCAGAAAUGGUGCUAAACAAUGUUAAACGUGAUGUUAAAAGUUUCUAUUACCAAUUCGCCUGUGAGUGUGAUGAUGAGGAGCUGCGCGAACUUGUAAUGGAUCAUCUGCAGAAGAAGGAUCCACAAAACUAUGAGUCUGAUUUGCUAGAAUUGCAAUUCUAUUGGGACUUACUACAACAAUUGCAAGCGAGUCCCGAUCUACUGGCCAAGUGCAAAGUACAAUUGCGACGCGUAAACAUAGAAACGCUGGUGCACUGCAAUGAAUCAUAUCUCAAUAAAUUACUAGCAGAGUUAUAUUUUUUAAGUCUCAACCCAUCGCUGUUGAAACGUUUAAACAAAUAUGAUAUGUGGAGUUAUUUGGUCGAAGAAGCGAAAUUUGGACAAUUAGUACGUUGGUGCACAUUAGCGGGCCAGCCAACGCAAAUUGAGUAUACUGAACUAGACUUGCUAUAUUGUGGUUGGGAAGUGGAAGCUGAAAUGUUUGAGCUUGCAUUAAAAGCUUUGGAAAUGCCUAAUGAAACACUGCGAAAUUGUUUUGCUGCUGCGGGAUACUUUUUUGGCGAUGAAAGAGAAGAUGUGGCCAUAGUGAUACGACGUUUAUGCACUACUGAAAGUUUAGAACGUAACCGUGAACUAUUGGAGAAGUUACCGUUGGGGCACUUUUUGUUGAAUCGAGGCCUGCAUACGUUGCUGCUACGUGACUUUGUCAAGACACGCGAACUUGAAGAGAUGAUCGAAGAAUUUCCAGACGACGAGGAGUUGCUCAAGUUUUUAGUAGCAUUAAAAGAAAAUAAAACUGAUGAUUUGGAGGAAUUCGAGAAAGUCUUUCAAGCAACCAAAGUGUAUUUAGAGCACCAAGGUAUUGACUUUAACAACACCCAACCAUUAGUAACAUUAUUUGACUUUCUUAGCAACGAACCCAGUGUGGCAAAUUUGAAUUGUUAUUUACACACCACAGCGCUACAAAACAUUCCAUAUUUGAAGACAUUAUCCAUCAGAAAUCCAGUGCAUAACAGUGAGUCCAAUAUCACUAAUGGUUCAGAUAAUUGUAAUAAUGGAAACGGCAAGUAUAUUCCCACACCAUAUGAUUUUCUAAGAAAGUUCAAACAAAUUGAUAUGAAGGAAGUUUCGAAAGAGCUUCAAACCGACAGCUUAGCAUCAUUCUCUAACGAAAAACUUUGUGCAAAAUUCGGCCGAAAGUAUAAAUUAAAUUUUUUACAUUAUUUGAAACAGCAACGCAGUUGCUACGCUGUCUAUUACUUUGUCAUGGACCAUUUACAGCAAUAUGGUCAAUUGACCAAAGGUCACCUCUUCAGGGCUUGUGAAACCGUUACAGAAUUUGCGCUGCAACACGCUAACAAUAUGGAAUUAGCUGCACACUGCACAGCUUUCAUUGAGAUGCUCGGUUAUGAUUCGCAAUACUUACGUAAUUACCUGAAAUUAUGUCGUCUUCUUGAAUAUGAGGAAGAUGAAGCAAAUGAGGUCGUAGUUAAUACAGCCAUCAAAAAUUUUACACAACUAUUGGCUCGAGUCGAGAGUCUAUUACUACAGCGCAUUGUGAAAGAACCAGCCAAAUUUCCUUUAGUUGACUAUCAGGCACUAAUGCGUAUUGUAGUCUGUAGUGGUCAGCGUCAGUGGCCGAUGAAAGUAAUGCAGCAUUACGCAUGUGAUGACGAUUGGUGGCGACUCUUGGUGUUGAUGCAAUACUUCGAUGUACCACUUUCCCAACUACAAAUUUUGAUAGGUCAUUUUGAAUCACGCGCCAUGGGCGAACAUUUGCUGCGCUCGUUUUUAUGUGAAGUGCCACCGCAAUCGAAGCGGCACGCGAGCUUCUCGCGUCAAAAGAAAAAACCCGUGCGUAAAGGUGAAGCAAAAACCGUCACCACCUCUUCUGAAACUAUUACCUCCAUAACUUCCGCCUGCAAUGAUCCCAAUAAUGCCGUAUUCCGCACUGCACCCAGUCAACAACGCCUGCAUUUCUUGCCCGACGCUUGUGGGCGUUUAGAUCUAUUUGCUAUUGUUUUGCUCAGCAGCACGGCCGUGAAUGAGCAGUAUGUGAACAGUACAACUAAAUUUCUCGAACUCAUGCAAGAUCAGCGUACACAAGCGACAUCAUGGAAUUUGCUCAGAAACUGCGUGAAAUACCGAUUACCUGUGCUGGCGGUACUUGCAGCUACAGUUUAUCAUGUAAAUGUCGAAUGGCAGUGGCUUGUGUGGCUUGCUGUUGCCACAAAUCAGUGGACUGAAGUGAUAAAGUUGUCCACAAUGGAUAUGGAAAAAGUUUCCUGGUUGCUAUUGGACACUGCAGUGCGCCAGGGAGAUGUAUGUCUUUUGCUGCGCAGUUUUCGCAUAUUUUUUAAGGAGAAUCCCUUCGCACAUCUCUGUCGUUUUCUACAACGUACUCAACGGAAACGUUGCUUCGAUGAUGAAGAUGUGCAUUCCCUACGUCUCUUUCUGCUCGCUUGGAGCAACGAUUCCAUCACAAUGCCCUUCUGCGCUACACUACCGCGCAACGAGCUCAUGCAUCGUAGCAUUCGGUUACUUCUCGUGCAUUUACAGCACAAUUUCGACUCGACUUUGGAGCAACAAAAAUUAAUUAACUGCAUGUGUCGCUCCGAUAUGAGCGAUAUUAGCGUCAAAAUGGAUUUUUGCCGAUUGCAAGCCAUAUUCGAAGCGUUGCAGACGCGUCCUGGUUGGGCUGAGUACUACAAAAUCGAUUUUGAGCAACUCGCGGAAGAAAAUAAUCAGGUUUAUGAAGGACUCUUGGAAGAAUUGCGUGCGAAAGGAGAAUACGAUGUGGCGGUACGCUUGGCCACACUACUACAACAACCCAUCAGCGACAUUGUUUACACCAAAUGGAUAACCAAACUGGAUUUGACAGGCUCAGCCGACGAUGAAGCACCAUAUGCGGAGAGCGCCUUUCAGUUAUAUGAAGAGGAAAUUUCCGAGCAUUCGCUGCCGCCGGAAUUACUCGUCAACUUUUAUCUCUAUGCCGCCGGUCGCCUGUCAAAUCCAUGCGCACGCAAGUACCAACUUCUUAAACGCGCCCUCACAGUAAUCAAACAACAUCACCUCUUUCCGAAUGAGUCAUUCGAUCGUGAUCAAAUCGAAUAUGAAAUGAUUAUUUGUUAUCUGCAAUUGGACGAUGAAGUGGCAUCCGAGAUGGGCAUUUAUCACUCUGAAUAUUUCGAGCAAAUCAUGUUGAAUGAACGUUGUGUAUUAUAUAAAUCUUUCCUAGAAUUGAAGGAAUUAGCAGGCAUUGAAGAUCUUAAUGUCAGUAUAAAGCAUCCUUUGACCCGACAAAUGGAGGCACGUCUUGAGGCUCAGCUCAAUUUGCUGCUUGAUAAGGGCGACAUUGUAGAGGCAUUGCGCCUACAGGAGCUUUUCGAAUGCCGUCCAAUCGACUUGCGUUUCGUGGUAUUUUGCAUGGCACUUGCCGAAGGUGUAACAACAAUUUUUAGCAUGUCUUCGGAGGAACGACAAAUGUUGCGUGAUAUUGAGAUAAGCUCGUUUGCGAAAUUCAAUAAACGGACACUGGAUAGUGGUUUGCUAACGCGCGAAGGUCAAAAUUCGCCAUCCAAAGCCAGCAGCGAUCUUACAGACAGUUGCUCCACCUUCGAGUUCGAAGAGAUACCAUCGAAGGAAAAGCGAGAAACUUUGGAAACCAUUCAAGGCAUCGCUUCAAAGCUCACCUAUGGUGUUAGUAUUGGACGACGAAUUGUAAUGGUUUACCGUGCAGCUAUGUAUUUGGAUAAAGAGUAUUUGGAUGUGUUAAGAACGAAAGACACAACUGUAUUGCUGCAAAGUGUCUCCGAGGAAGGUUGUCUGCAUCGUUUGCUAGUUGUGAGUGAUAUACUCACAUCAUCGCAUAUGACAACGCAAGAGAUCGCUGAACUGUUGGCCUUAGAACUCGCAACGGCCAUUGUACGUCCACGCUUCUACAUUUUUACAACCGAUCAGCAAGCAAAGAAUGCUAUCAAGAACACACCCGUUUGGGGAUAUAAUAUCGAUCGUGAUUUACAUCUCUUUUUGGAAUUAGUGCCCAAUACAACAAAGCUGGGCAAUUGUCUAUUAGAAUAUUGUGAUGCAUUGAAGGCUUAUCGUAAAUUUCAAGACAAUAAACCUUACGAGCAUAAUAAUGUUUUUGAACGACUCGCCGAAAUCAUUAGACGUUAUGGUCUACCGACAAACAGCAGCGGCAAUCAAAUGCCAACAUCCAUUCCACCAAUAACUACUGCCACAAACGCCGGCUCAAUGUUGCCGCCAGCACAAGUGUUGUCUCACAAGAAACAGAAUAUCAUCUAUGUAGAGCUGCUGAUAAAAGCGCAUCAAUGUUACGUGCACGAAUGUUCCAUGGAAGGUAUUGCGAAUGUAUUGAAUCGUGCAAAAGCGCUAAAUACCGUACUGACAAAUGCCAAGUCCUGGUCAUUAAUUGUACGCAUGCUCAGCGGCAUAGGACGUUAUCGUGAAAUGUUCUACUGCUUCGAUUCGUUACUAAAGAAUGAACAAUUUGAAUCACUACUCGGACAAUUCGAUGAAGAGAAGACAAUUGGCCUACGUCAGGCCAUAAUAACAUAUCUACGCGAGUAUUGUCCAAAUAAUGGUAGGGAAUAUUUGAAAUUGACUGCUUUACACUUUCUUAUGUAUCAAGAGCUGGCGGAAAUGUGGGAGCAAGACGCACAGGCGGUACUAGCGAAAGUAAUUAAUCAAUCGGCUGUCAGUACUGCACUCUUGCCCGAGAAGAUGUCUAUGGCCAAUCUGACAUCUGCAAAUCCGACAAAAACAUUCAUACCCAAAUUACGUUGUACGCCAGAGUUAUCGCUUUUGUUGCAACAAGCUAUGGAAUACUACACGCAUGCCACUGAAAAUUAUUUACUCGACAAUAAAUUGCUUUUAGCUCAACGAGUCGCUUCGCUAGCUGAAAUGUUGGCAGUACAAAUUGAUUUGGCCAAUAAGGCUAUUUCGGAUCGUAGCGCUCCGGAGCCACACUUAUGUGUUUGUGUGGUGAAUGUGCAGACACGCGAUGAAUUUCGUGAGCUCAUCAAUGCGGAGUUGAGUGUACCGCAAUCGCUUAUACUAAGUAGAGCUUAUGGAUAUGACAUUAAUUGGUCUGAAGUUCUGCUCUCCCAAUAUGUUAUACUGGGGCAUGCAAAUUAUCUGCAGGAAUAUUUGCAACAUAUGCAAAUUAAUGAUAACAUCAUUGAAAAUACCGUUAAAGGUUUUCAACUCUACGCUCAACAUCAUCGCAUCAGCACGCGCAUGGAUGAACAUUUGUCACAAUUGGUGACUUUGAUCAAGUCUGUGACGCUCAAAUAUAAAUUGGCCUCUUUGCUUAGUCUGAAAGCGAUUGUCAUGUCGUUGAUAAACGACCAGACGUCACAUUAUUUGCGCGAUACGGAUUUUGGGAGAAAUGAGAAUUGCAAUUUGAACGAUAUGUGACAAAAUGUUAAACUAAAUCUAAGUAAUUUUAUGUAUAUUCAAUGUAUUUCCUUUAGCCUUAGCUUACCGAUGUCAGUUUUUGUUUUGCUUUUAAUGUUUGUAAAAUUUAUGUAAUAUUAUGUGUGAUUUAAUGUUUAUGUGACGGAAUUUUCUUCUUAUAAUAUUUG